AUGUCCGACUCUGAUUUGCAUCGUGAGAAGCCAAUGAAAUUAAAAUACUCAUCUCAGAAUAUUUUCUCUAUUGGCUACAAUAAUGAUUUCUUCAGGUCAUUAAAAGCAGUCCCUCAGAUGAAGACUUGCCAUCAUUGUGGCCUGCCUGGAUCCCGCAGAUGUUCACGGUGCAAGCAAAUAAACUACUGCUCUACAGACUGCCAGAGGAAAGAUUGGCCGGCACAUAGAUUUGUAUGUACCACAAUUAAAGACAAUUUAUGUAAUGACAAUGGAGGCAAUUUACCUGCUAGAACCAAGAAGGUAGUUUAUUUUAAGGGCAAUUCAACGGCUGCGGAUUCUCUCAUGACAGAAAAGCACAUCGAGAAAGUAAUGCUUUCAGAUCUCCAGACUUUAGGGAUCAAAAAAGCUAUGGAAGUACAGGGUAAAGUGACAGAGUUCGAGAGUCCAAGUGAAUUUUAUGUGCAGAUGAGUUCUCUGGAAGCUUUAGACCAGAUGACCAAACUUGCUCUGAAACUGCGAGGCUAUUACCGUAACGCAGUUAUUCAGGAGCACUAUAAUGCUGUCAAAGGGGAAGUCUGCGUUGUAAGAUGGUCUUUGGAUCAGAGCUGGCGUAGAGCACUGAUAAAAGAUGUGGAUAUAGUACAAAAGAAAGCACAAGUAUUCUAUAUAGAUUAUGGAAAUAAAGAAAAUAUUCCACUCUCCUGGAUUAAAGCUCUGUACAAGGACGCUGCACUGUUGUUUCCUCCUUGUGUCAUUAAGUGUUCCUUUGCCAAUUAUGAUCCAAAAGAAUAUAAUGAAGCCAUCACCAACUUUUCUUCCCAUCUCAAGGGAAAGUACUGUUCAGUGACUGUUGUUGACAUAUUACAGGAGGAAAUGAUGUUGAGUUUUGCUGUAGAUGUUGUUUUCCCAGAUCUUGGAGAUUGCCUAGAGGAUGUACCCUCAGAAAUCAGGCCUGAUUUAACUCCAAAAAAUAAUGCUAAAGGAGCAGACUCUCCAAGAACAUCAGAGAACUGUUCCAAGGGAAGUAAAGAAAAAAUACCUGAAGGUAAAGAGUGUCUUGACUGCACUAUUUCAGAAGCAGAGUGCAUCUCUGUGCAUGUUGGAGAUAUAUUUUCUGGUAUGGUUUCCUGCAUUCAGAGUCCAGAAAACUUCUUCUGUCAGCAGACGCAGAGUGCCCGUCAACUUGCUGAGCUUCAGAGAUCUCUUAAUCAACAUUGUGAGAAACUUCCCAGUAGUCCAACCUUCUGUCCUGCUGCUGGCACUGUGUGCUGUGCCCAGUUCACAGUGGACAACGUUUGGUAUCGUGCUGCUGUUAUAGCCUAUGUUUCUGAAGACACUGUUACAGCACUUUACAUAGAUUAUGGUAAUUCUGAAGUCCUUCCACUGAGUAGACUUCGUCCUAUGAUUCCAAGUUUAAUGGCCUUGCCAGCUCAAGCCAUAUCAUGUACCUUGGCAGGUAUAAAGCCGCCAUCAGAAGGCUGGACCACAAACGCUGUUUCUUUGAUGAACCAAUUGGUGAAAAACAAAGUGUUUGCAAUAAAAGUAGUGGGUAAAGAUGAUUCUAGAUCUGUUGUGGAGCUUAUAGAUGCAUCAGCUAUCUCAGCAAUAGAUAUAUCAAGCUUUCUCUCAGAGGAAGGCUGUGCAGCUGAGAAAUCGAGAAUGGCUGUGCCAGCAAUUGGAAUGGCUGAUGUUAAGCCAGCAAAUGACAAAAAGAACAAAAGAAUGUAUGACUGGAUUAAACUAAGUCUUAAACAAACAGUGGAUGUCAUAGUGUGUACAGUGUACAAUCCUGGAGAAUUCUACUGUCAUAUUUCCAAUAAUGAUGAGUUGCUUGCUCUAAAUGCACUUAACAAAUCACUGUCUGAAUACUGUCAGAAAACUCCACCAAAUGUUUGUAAGCCUGAGAACGGAGAACCUUGCUGUGCUUUUUACUCCGCUGAUGGUAACUGGUACCGUGCUCUGGUGCAGAACACUGCUUCACAGGGGAAUGUUCAAGUGCAGUUUGUGGACUAUGGAAAUAGUGAGCAAGUACCACUGGAUAAAAUACGUCAGAUCUCCCCCUCAUUCCUCACACUCCCAUUUCAAGGAAUUAAAUGCUGGCUCUCAGGUAUAAAGCCCAGUAAUGGCAAAUGGAUUCCAGAAGCUACAGCAAGGUUUCAUACAUGCACUUCGGGGAUAAAGCUUCAAGCCACAGUAAACUCCUUUUCCAGGCAUGGGGCAGGUGUGGAGCUUAUUGACAAUUCCACAGGCCAUCCAAAAGUGAUUAAUGAGAUACUAACUUCUGAAAAACUGGCUGUGAAGGAAACUCUAAAAGGUAAAAAUAAACUUCCAAAGAAGCCUUUUGACAAAAAAGAAACCUCACUUGGGCACUGGAAGUUGAUUGAAUUGGUGAUAGAUGAAACUCUACCUGUCCGUGUAACAGAAGUUGUAGGCCCAGACUUGUUCUACGCUGUACCAGUUCAAAGUAAAGUUGAAGAGGAGCUGCAUGAGCAGUUGACUCAACUAGAAGACUAUUGUAAAUCCUGUAGGAGCCAGUCCUUCAGACCAAAGCUGGGGGAAGCCUGUUGUGCCAAGUUUUCAGGCAAUGGCCGUUGGUACAGAGCUCUUGUUCUGAAUGUUUCUCAGUUUUUGGUGAAAGUGCUAUAUGUAGACCAUGGGAGCACAGCAACUUUACCAUUUUCAAAGGUCCUGCCAAUCACUGAUUCCUACUUAAAGCUGCCUUUUCAGACAAUUACUUGUUCACUUGCAGGCAUAGAGAAAGCUGAUUGGUCUCCAUCAUUACUCGACAAGUUGAAAGAAAUGUUACUGAAUAAAUGUGUCAAAAUUACCAUGAAAGGGACUAAUGGAAAUGCUAACUUAGUAACAGUGGAGAAACACUGUGAAAAUGGCAUCUUGGAUGUAGCUGACAAACUGGUAAUGGAAGGCUUGGUCAAGACCUGCAGUGCUGAAAACUUACCUGCUAAAUGUCACAGCAGUGGAGGUGAGGCCGAGUGCUGCUGCGCAGAAUUGAAAGUGGAACUUAAAAAGUAUAAGAAGGUCCUACUCUUCAUUUUGAACAAAUAUUGGAAUCCAGAUGGACUCAGUGAAAUGAGGAAACUGUUGGAAAACUAA
Messenger RNA from Dryobates pubescens (Downy woodpecker), 3111 nucleotides. RefSeq names its product tudor domain containing 1 (gene TDRD1). The coding region runs from base 1 to 3111 and encodes 1036 amino acids. The transcript is spliced from 22 exons. Lineage: Eukaryota; Metazoa; Chordata; Aves; Piciformes; Picidae. The record is from RefSeq and is a predicted model, not a curated record.